This is a messenger RNA of Erythranthe guttata (spotted monkey flower), 2798 nucleotides long. Its product is annotated as cycloartenol Synthase. Lineage: Eukaryota; Viridiplantae; Streptophyta; Magnoliopsida; Lamiales; Phrymaceae. The record is from RefSeq and is a predicted model, not a curated record. Gene Ontology annotation, molecular function: intramolecular transferase activity. Gene Ontology annotation, biological process: triterpenoid biosynthetic process. Gene Ontology annotation, cellular component: lipid droplet.
CCAACAAUUUUGGUGAAGUACCGUAAUUUGGCUUCUUUCUCUCAUAGUCGGGUCCGCCCUGUAUUUCACUCUCCAUUCUUUACUUCUCACAGAUCAGAUCAGUAGGAACUCCGAUUCAACUCCUACUCCAUUUUUGCUUCCUAAAUUGUGGGAUACGGAAACUUGUUUUGGUGGUUCCCAGAAGUUGCAUAGCUGAGUGCUAUACAUCAGACAGAAAACAAUACGAUCAGAGAAAGAGAGAGAGAGAGAGGUAAAAGGAGAAAAUUGUAAUGUGGAAACUGAAAAUUGCGGAGGGAUCAAGCCCGUGGUUGCGUUCACUAAAUGGACAUAUCGGCCGCCAAAUCUGGGAAUUUGAUCCCAGUCUCGGGUCUUCUGAAGAUCUGGCCGAGAUCGAGAAGCUUCGAGAGCAGUUUACUAAACAUCGUUUCGAGCAGAAGCACUCUGCUGAUCUUCUCAUGAGACUUCAAUUUACGAAGGAGAAUCCGAACACCACAAUUUUGCCCCAAGUAAAAGUGAAAGAUAUAGAUGAAAUUACAGAAGACAAAGUAACCGAUACAUUGAGGAGGGCCAUUAGUUUCCAUUCAACUCUGCAAGCUCACGAUGGUCAUUGGGCAGGAGACUAUGGAGGUCCAAUGUUUCUAAUGCCUGGCCUGGUUAUCGCAUUAUCUAUUACCGGGGCAUUAAAUGCAACAUUGUCAAAAGAACACAAGCGUGAGAUUUGUCGCUAUCUUUACAAUCAUCAGAACAGCGACGGGGGAUGGGGUCUGCACAUUGAGGGGCCAAGCACCAUGUUCGGUUCUGUUUUGACCUAUGUUACUUUGAGGUUGCUUGGUGAAGGGGCGAAUGAAGGAGAUGGAGCGAUGGAGAAAGGUCGAGACUGGAUUUUGAAUCAUGGUGGAGCCACUGCAAUAACAUCGUGGGGAAAGAUGUGGCUCUCGGUACUUGGGGUGUUUGAAUGGUCUGGAAACAAUCCUUUGCCACCUGAGAUAUGGCUUCUCCCAUAUAUUGUUCCAUUUCAUCCAGGAAGGAUGUGGUGUCAUUGUAGAAUGGUUUAUCUCCCCAUGUCCUAUUUGUAUGGAAAAAGAUUUGUUGGCCCAAUUACACCCACGGUUCUUUCUCUGAGGAAGGAGCUCUAUUCAGUUCCAUAUCAUGAAAUAGACUGGGACAAAGCUCGCAAUGAAUGUGCAAAGGAAGAUCUAUACUACCCACACCCUGUUGUACAAGAUAUACUUUGGGCUUCUCUCCACAAGUUUGCGGAACCUGUUUUCAUGAAUUGGCCUGGAAAAAAGUUGAGAGAUAAGGCUCUUCGCACUGUUAUGGAGCAUGUACAUUAUGAAGAUGAAAACACACGCUAUAUAUGUAUAGGCCCUGUAAACAAGGUGCUAAAUAUGCUUUGCUGUUGGGUGGAAGAUCCAAAUUCAGAAGCUUUCAAGUUACAUCUUCCAAGAAUAUAUGAUUACCUGUGGGUUGCAGAAGAUGGCAUGAAAAUGCAGGGAUACAAUGGAAGUCAGGCAUGGGAUACUUCCUUUGCUGUGCAAGCCAUAUUAUCCACAGAGCUUGUUGAAGAAUUUGGCCCAACUUUAAAAAAAGCACAUACAUACAUAAAGAAUUCACAGGUGUUAGAUGAUUGCCCUGGGGAUUUAGAUUUUUGGUAUCGUCACAUAUCCAAAGGUGCCUGGCCAUUUUCAACUGCUGACCAUGGUUGGCCUAUUUCGGAUUGCACUGCCGAGGGACUGAAAGCAUCUCUGUUAUUGUCAAAAUUACCAGCACAAAUUAUUGGUGAGCCUCUGGAUGCUAAGCGGUUUUAUGAUGCUGUGAAUGUUGUUCUUUCACUACAGAACGCAGAAGGAGGCUUUGCAACGUAUGAACUCACAAGAUCAUAUAGUUGGUUGGAGCUAAUCAACCCUGCUGAAACUUUUGGUGACAUUGUUAUUGAUUAUCCCUACGUAGAAUGCACGUCGGCUGCUAUUCAAGCAUUGACAUCAUUUAAGAAAUUAUAUCCUGGGCAUCGAAAAGAAGAAGUGGAACGAUGUAUCGAAAAAGGGGCUAAAUUCAUGGAAAAGAUUCAAGCAACAGAUGGCUCUUGGUAUGGUUCUUGGGCAGUUUGCUUCACUUACGGAACAUGGUUUGGGGUAAAAGGCCUGGUGGCAGCUGGGAGAAGCUACAGCAAUUGCUCUGCCAUUCGCAAGGCUUGUGAUUUUCUGCUGUCUAAACAGCUUCCAUGUGGUGGAUGGGGAGAGAGUUAUCUUUCAUGCCAAAACAAGGUGUAUUCAAAUCUAGAAGGCGACAGGUCUCAUGUGGUAAAUACGGGAUGGGCUUUGCUAACUCUCAUCGAUGCCGGGCAGGCUGAGAGAGACCCGUUGCCUUUGCACCGUGCAGCCAAAGUCCUAAUUAAUUCGCAAUGUGAAAAUGGAGAUUUCCCACAACAGGAGAUAAUGGGGGUGUUCAAUAAGAAUUGCAUGAUCACAUACGCAGCAUAUCGGAAUAUAUUUCCGAUAUGGGCUCUAGGAGAAUACCGGUGCAGGGUUCUACGCACCCAAUGAAUUAUCAGCUGCAGAUGAAUCUCGAAGUCGUUUUUUUAGCCUUAUUUAUUAAUUACUAUAUAACUUAUCCCGUUUGGAUGCACAUGCACUUCGUCUCGUAGCUCAUUUCCGAACCUAUCUGAUUUCGUUAUUCAAGUUGUGUAAUGGACUUUUUCGUGAGAAAAUUAUCCCUAAAAGAUAGAAAAACAAAUGGGAUAUUGAUGGUAUUUAAUGUAGUUAAUAUCUAUCAAUUGAAUGUAAUUUUCCUUAAUUUUA